AUGUUUGGUCUGCCACUUUCAACAUUCUAUCAUCCAUCUUUCAUGUAUUUACCAGCACAUGAUACGAUGAAAACGAGUACAUCGGAUAGCAAACGAAAGCAAACGGGAAAGUGUUCUUCGACACCGAAAAAAUUUUGUCCGAAUAAUUCUGAUCAGCCGGUGAAAAGAUCCUCCUUUGACAUUGAAUCACUUUUAGAAAUCAAAACCAAAGAUAAUCAAAUCUCCAAUCGAAGCUACAAUGAAGAUACCGAGGAUGACUCGAGUAAUGAUGGUCAAACACCAUUUCGUAGUCCACCCGUCUCAUCUUAUGCAUUAUUUAAUCAACUAAAAAGACUGGACAUGACAAUAAAUCAUAAUACUAAUGUCAAUAGCAACACGAAAAACGAUCUAACACCUUCAUCAUCAUCGGAAUCAGAUCAUUCGCCGUAUCGUUUGUCAACAAAUAAGCAUCUUCCUCACUCUCGUCAUGGAAUCAAUCAUAAAAAUAAACCGAAACGUAUUCGAACAAUAUUUACACCUGAACAAUUAGAACGAUUGGAAUUAGAGUUCGAUAAGCAACAAUAUAUGGUAGGAAAUGAGCGAUUCUAUCUGGCGACAACAUUGGAUUUAACUGAAGCACAAGUGAAAGUCUGGUUUCAAAAUCGUCGAAUUAAGUGGCGUCGCCAAGCUCUCGAUGAUCAUCAACAACGUUUAGCAUCAUUUACUGGUAAUACCUCCACAGCGAACGACGAUCAGCAUGAACAUUCCGAUUCAGAUGAAUAA
Molecule: messenger RNA, 762 nt
Organism: Adineta ricciae
Lineage: Eukaryota; Metazoa; Rotifera; Eurotatoria; Adinetida; Adinetidae
Source: the annotation of a GenBank genome assembly